ACCGUGCAAUUUCAUCAACCAUACUCGCUGUAAGCACUUGGGUCUGUGCAAAGAAGUAGUGAGUUUCAGCUUGUGUUUUGGGGAGAGAGAGAGGGAAGGAGAAGGAGAAGGAGAAGAUGGAGGGAAGAGAAGAGGAUGUGAGGGUGGGUGCCAACAAGUUCGCGGAGAGGCAGCCGAUCGGGACGGCCGCGCAGACCCAGGACGGGAAGGACUACCGGGAGCCGCCGCCCGCGCCGCUGUUCGAGCCGAGCGAGCUCAGUUCCUGGUCGUUCUACAGGGCCGGGAUCGCCGAGUUCGUGGCCACAUUCCUGUUUCUGUACAUCACGGUGUUGACGGUGAUGGGGGUGGUCAGGUCGCCGACCAAGUGCGCGUCGGUCGGGAUUCAAGGGAUUGCGUGGGCGUUCGGCGGCAUGAUCUUCGCCCUCGUCUACUGCACCGCCGGCAUUUCGGGAGGCCACAUAAACCCGGCCGUGACCUUCGGGCUGUUCCUGGCGAGGAAGCUAUCGUUGACGAGGGCCGUCUUCUACAUGGCGAUGCAAUGUCUCGGAGCUAUUUGUGGUGCCGCUGUGGUCAAAGCGUUCGGAAAGAGCCAGUACGAGAUGCAUGGCGGCGGUGCUAAUAUGGUCAGUGCCGGCUACUCCAAGGGCGACGGCCUCGGUGCCGAGAUCGUCGGUACCUUCGUCCUCGUCUACACCGUCUUCUCCGCUACCGACGCUAAACGAAGUGCCCGAGACUCCCACGUUCCUAUUUUGGCACCCCUGCCUAUCGGGUUCGCGGUGUUCUUGGUGCACUUGGCCACCAUCCCCAUAACAGGAACUGGCAUCAACCCUGCUCGGAGCCUCGGUGCCGCGAUCAUCUACAACAAAGACCUUGCCUGGGAUGACCAGUGGAUCUUCUGGGUCGGACCAUUCAUCGGGGCGGCGCUCGCGGCUCUGUAUCACCAGGUGGUGAUAAGGGCCAUCCCCUUCAAAUCCAGCUGAACAAAAGAGAAACAAGACAUGAUUCCUAACCGUGAAAGCAAAGAACAUCAUGGGAAAAAGUUCGAUGGUCCCGGGUCCUGGGAGAUGAUUAAAGAUUAUGGUCCAAGUUUCUAUGUUUACGCUUCAAUGUUUUUUAGCCCUAAAGUUCGAAUCUCUUUCUCUCUCUGGUUUUUAGUCCGAGAGAAUAUGGUGUGGUGCGGAGGGCCCAUGAAUAUGAACAUGAUGGGCUUUUUCGUACGUGUGGUUUUGUAGCGCUUGUCUAUGCAAAAGUAGGAAAAUGACGCUUCGAUAUGAUGAUGCAAUCUUUGCUUUUUUUCA
Syzygium oleosum is the source of this 1298-nucleotide messenger RNA. Its product is annotated as aquaporin PIP1-2. Gene Ontology annotation, cellular component: plasmodesma; vacuole; plasma membrane. Gene Ontology annotation, molecular function: water channel activity. Gene Ontology annotation, biological process: response to water deprivation; transmembrane transport. Lineage: Eukaryota; Viridiplantae; Streptophyta; Magnoliopsida; Myrtales; Myrtaceae. The record is from RefSeq and is a predicted model, not a curated record. The coding region runs from base 117 to 980 and encodes 287 amino acids. The transcript is spliced from 4 exons.